This is a messenger RNA of Hydatigera taeniaeformis, 1287 nucleotides long. NCBI's taxonomy places the organism in Eukaryota, Metazoa, Platyhelminthes, Cestoda, Cyclophyllidea, Taeniidae. The record is from the annotation of a GenBank genome assembly.
AUGCCUCAUUGCUACGAAUACAAUUCGGGAGCUGCAUCUCCGACCUACUCCCCUACUUCUAGUUUAGAUCACCGACUUCAGGUAAACGCCUAUCUUUUUGACAUUAUCAAUGGUCGAACUGAAAUCAAUCAUCCCAUGUGUCAAGAGUGUGCUGAAAUCCUAAUCAGAACCCAGCAACAACUACUUGACUUCCAGAAUGAGGAAAUUGCCUGUCUCGAAUCCUUACUCGAGGAGCUAAAAGCCAACAAAACGGAGAAAACUGGUUCGAACACGAAUGUAGAAAAUUCCGCUGAGCAAAUGUUUUUAACCUCAGGUCAAUCGGGACAAGCCUCUUCGUUGUCAGUAAGGGGCUCCCUUGACGAGGAUUUACCGGAUCAGUUGGAUACCUCGGUUGAGAACGAUGAGGAUGGUUUAUUCCGUGAACUGCAUGCUACUGAAGACUCCCCAGUAGAGACGAACGAAAGCAAUGUGACCACUACCGAUCCGCAUUACACCGAGGAGGGACUACGCUCUCUUCACCAAGAAUUCGUCCGCCUUCAGCGCGAAUCACGAUUAUUAGACCAACAAAUCGCCACCAAUGAGGCUGCCCUGCUUGUUCGACAGACUGAGUUGGAUCGAAUAACCAAUGAGUACAACGAGCAACGCCUAACAGUGAUGGAGGCUGAAGAGUCGUUAAAUGUGCUUGACGCUCGACUAAAUGAUGCUCGAUAUCAGUACGAGCGGCUUCGACGAACCAACGUCCUCAAUGCUGCUUUUCCCAUCUGGUACGACGGACACAUUGGGGUUAUAAAUGGCCUCCACCUGGGUCGAUUGGCGUCGAAACCGAUCACGUGGCCUGAAAUAAACGGGGCUUUGGGGCAGUGUGCCAUGCUGGUGACCUGUCUUGCCAAGAAGCUCUCUUAUACUUUCAAAAGCUAUGUGAUAAUCCCCAUGGGCAGUCAGUCGAAGAUAGUUGCGUUGCCGAAUGGGACUCCGCUGCCUCUCUAUAAUUCUCCAGGGAGCUUGAGACUAUUCAGCAGCACAAGCUUUGACAAUGCAUUAGUGAUGCUUCUCGAUUGUGUCGGUCAACUUCAGACACGGGUCGAACGUCCACCGGAUUUUUGUCUACCCUUUAAAAUCCUCGAUGGUGGCUGCAUUCAGGACCGGAGUGGAUCAGUCUUUUCCAUCAAAUGCUCCACCACUACUGACGAGAAUUGGACGAAGGCGUUGAAGAUGCUCCUGAUGGACCUCAAGUACCUAAUCGCCGCCACAGUCGGCAAAUCUGACUCCCCCAUCUCCAAACCGUAG